Messenger RNA from Staurois parvus, 302 nucleotides. The record is from the annotation of a GenBank genome assembly. Lineage: Eukaryota; Metazoa; Chordata; Amphibia; Anura; Ranidae.
UCUGGGACAUUCACUCCAUACAGCGGUUGAAACAUUGUAUCUAUUUGUUUCCAUAAAUGGAUCCAUUUAUGGAAACAAAUAGAUACAAUGUUUCAACCGCUGUAUGGAGUGAGUGUCCCAGAACUGUCAGAAAUAGCCUAUUUCUGACAGUUCUGGGACAUUCACUCCAUACAGCGGUUGAAACCGCUGUAUGGAGUGAAUGUCACAGAACUGUCAGAAAUAGCGGAGCUCUGCAGAAUUUUCAUCCUACUUCUUCUUCUUCUUCUUCUUCAUCUUCUCAUCCUCAUCCUCUUCUUCUUCUU